CCCAGCCUUAGACUGAAGUCCAUCAACCGCACACUUACCGAACAAGUGCACUUCCUCAUACAUGUGCACUUACUGCCACUCUGCUUCUACAAACAGUGAGAGUGAAUCCACGAGCUGCACGCUGUGGGAGAAAGGAACCGGGUAGCCUGGUGUUUAUUCUUUAAGUUAUGAUUAGGACUUUAAUGAUCUCUGAUUUUUAGUGGAUAUUCAAACAUCUCUGGGAUCUGAAGGACAAAUGGACAGGACAUCCCAGCAGCCUCAGAGUUUGGAGCAGCAGCUGUCUCCGAACACCAGGAGGAGUUUCAGCUUCUCGUCUCUCCGUAUCAAAAAGAGAAAAGACAGUUCUGAUGAGGGAGGAUUCCCACAGAGGAGAGGGCUGAAGUCUUUUUCAUCCGUACGAGAGGGAUCAAGAAAAGAGCCAGUCCCCGAUGAAGAUGGCCCCUCACAGCUGUUCAAGGCUCGGGAGCAGCUGAAGAGGACAGGCGAGCAGCCCAAAGGUCACCUCAUCUCUGAUGUCACUGAAAAACCCCCCCUCCCCUCUGGUGAAGAUGAAGGUGAACGACAGGGGGCGCUCAAGAGGUUCAGCGCCAUGUGGUCGUCGUUCCGCAGAGGGAAAAGAGACAAGGUCAAAGACCCGGAGCCCGAGGAGCAGCCGGGCCCCACGGUGGAGGACAAAACCUCCCGGCAGCACAAAUACGUCAGCGGUCAGUACUUCUUCGAGUAUCUGGUCGUGGUCAGCCUCAAGAAGACCAAAGACGGCAGCAGCUACGAACCUCAGAUCACCUACCAGUUCCCCAAGAAAGACGGGAUGGCGAGAUAUCAGAAGGAGGAAGAGGAGAAGACGCUGAAGGCGAUCACUCUCUUUUGUUUCCCAGAGGGCAUCAACUGGGCUCCUCUGACAGAAUACCACAGUGAGACGUUCUCCUUCGUUCUGACCGAGAUCGACGGCAGCAGAAGAAACGGAUACUGCAGGAGGUUACUGCCUGGAGGGAAAGGAGCUCGACCUCCUGAGGCGUACUGCAUCAUCAGCUCGCUCGCUUGUUUCGGCCUCUUCUCCAAAAUAUUCGACGAGGUGGAGAAGCGGCGGCAGAUCUCCAUGGCCAUGAUCUACCCAUUCAUGCAGAAGCUGAGGGAGGCUUCAUUCCCAGCUCCGGGAAACACUGUGGAGAUUAAGAGCUUCAUUCCUGAGUCGGGCACUGAGAUCAUCAGUCUGACUCGGCCGUUGGACUCCUGGCUAGAACACGUGAACUUCGGUGUUUUGUUCGGCUGUCUGACGGACGAGGAGGUGCUGCUCGUGUUCGCCUCCGCCGUCCUGGAGAGACGAAUCGUCUUCAUAGCCGAUGAACUCGGCACGUUAUCUCAGAUCAUUCACGCUGUGGCCGCGCUGCUCUACCCGUUCACCUGGCAGCACACGCUCAUCUCCAUCGUACCCGAGAUCCUCAUCGACGUGGUGAUGGCUCCCACGCCCUACCUGCUGGGGGUCCAGAAACACCUGCUGGACCUGGUCAUAGACCAGGGCGACCUGCUCGUGGUUGACCUGUCCGAGGACAAAAAGCAGACCUUCAUCGAGUCGAUCGGAGAUGAAAGCUCGAUUCUGCCUCCGAAGCUCCAAGCUGAAAUCAUGGAGGCUCUAAGCAAAAGACAGAAAGCGUCGACGGUGGAGGAGCUGAACCGGGUGGUGUCGGAAGCCUUCCUGCAUUUCUUUGUGAGGACAGUCGGCCAUUACGCCCCGUAUGUGAAAUACGGCCGCUCGGGGGAGCCGGGGGUGUUUGAGAAGAGAAGUUUCUACAAGGCCAUCGAGUCCAAAACCACCCGACACUUUGUCAAGAAGUUCCUCCAGACGCAGAUGUUUGACCUUUUUAUCCAGGAGGUGGAGCAGCAGCAGCGUGGACCACAGCAAGGAAUAUUUCACAAAAAGAUCGUUGAGUACCAGGAGAAGAAGAAACGGGAGAAGGCGAGGAAACACUAGCUGUGUGUGUGAAUGUGUGUGUGUGUGUGUGUGUGUGUGUGUGUGUGUGUGUUUGUGUAUAUAUAGAGGAGUACAUAGGAGACGAUGGGAAUGUUGCACUGUGUGUGUUUUUAUGUCCUGUGUUGGUUUAAAAUAAUUAAUGUGUGAAUUACUGUACGGCUAUGUUGCUGCUACUCUGUGAAACACUGGCAGAACGAGAGACUUCAGCUCCACCUGUAGGCCGCAGUCUGUCGUUGACGAGCUGGAAAUCAUUUCAAAUAAAAGACUAGUUUUUUAAGUCA
Labrus mixtus (cuckoo wrasse) is the source of this 2250-nucleotide messenger RNA. Its product is annotated as DENN domain-containing protein 2D-like. The record is from RefSeq and is a predicted model, not a curated record. The transcript is spliced from 17 exons. NCBI's taxonomy places the organism in Eukaryota, Metazoa, Chordata, Actinopteri, Labriformes, Labridae. Gene Ontology annotation, cellular component: cytosol; nucleoplasm. The coding region runs from base 236 to 1969 and encodes 577 amino acids.